AUGGGGAAAUGCCAGGGCACUUCAGGCACCAUGGCAAUUACAGCGGCCUAUAGUGGCUAUGAGCCACAUGGCGUUUGUCCUGUGGGUGAGACCAAGAAGAAGAAGAGUCUGGUUUGUCCGUCCGUACUGUGUAGUCGUGAUUCGGACUGUGCCGCGGAUGAGAAGUGCUGUGUCUCUGGGGACGGACAGAAAUGUGUGAAGCCUUCUCCAGAUUUAGAUUUACUCAAUGUGUGUCCUCCGUUUGAUCCCUCCAUCUGUCCACUGGCCAAACCGGGGCCUGAUGAGUGUAAAUUCGACAGUCCGUGUCCAAGUGGCAAAAAAUGCUGUUGCUCCAACUGUGGCUGGAAAUGUGUAACCCCCGUGCAAGUGAGACCAGGACGCUGUCCCCCUAUUAAAGCUAAGUGUUUGAUGCCACUGCCGGAGCCCGUAUGCCAGACGGACAGUAACUGUCCCGGGAAACAGAAAUGCUGUAAUAUUUGUGGGAAUAGCUGCUGGGAUCCUGCGGAAGAGCCACAUGGCGUUUGUCCUGUGAGUGAGAUAGAGAAGGGGAAAAGUCUGGUUUGUCCAUCUGUCCUGUGUAGUCGGGAUUCGGACUGUGCCGCGGAUGAGAAGUGCUGUGUCUCUGGGGAUGGACAGAAAUGUGUGAAGCCUUCUUCAGAUUUAGAUUUACUCAAUGUGUGUCCUCCGUUUGAUCCCUCCAUCUGUCCACUGGCCAAACCGGGGCCCGAUGAGUGUAAAUUCGACAGUCCAUGUCCAAGUGGCAAAAAAUGCUGUUGCUCCAACUGUGGCUGGAAAUGUGUCCCCCCAGUGCAAGUAAGACCUGGGCGCUGUCCCCCUAUUGCAGUCAGAUGUAAGUUCCCACCACCGGAGCCCGCAUGCCAAGCUGAUCGUGACUGUCCAGGCAAACAGAAAUGCUGUAAUAUUUGUGGGAAUAGCUGCUGGGAUCCCGCAGAAGAGCCACAUGGCGUUUGUCCUGUGGGUGAGACCAAGAAGAAGAAGAGUCUGGUUUGUCCGUCCGUACUGUGUAGUCGUGAUUCGGACUGUGCCGCGGAUGAGAAGUGCUGUGUCUCUGGGGACGGACAGAAAUGUGUGAAGCCUUCUCCCGAUUUAGAUUUACUCAAUGUGUGUCCUCCGUUUGAUCCCUCCAUCUGUCCACUGGCCAAACCGGGGCCUGAUGAGUGUAAAUUCGACAGUCCGUGUCCAAGUGGCAAAAAAUGCUGUUGCUCCAACUGUGGCUGGAAAUGUGUAACCCCUGUGCAAGUAAGACCUGGGCGCUGUCCCCCUAUUGUAGUCAGAUGUAAGUUCCCACCACCGAAGCCCACAUGCCAAGCUGAUUGUGACUGUCCAGGCAAACAGAAAUGCUGUAAUAUUUGUGGGAAUAGCUGCUGGGAUCCUGCAGAAGAGCCACAUGGCGUUUGUCCUGUGGGUGAGACCAAGAAGAAUAAGAGUCUGGUUUGUCCAUCCGUACUUUGUAGUCGUGAUUCGGACUGUGCCGCGGAUGAGAAAUGCUGUGUCUCUGGGGACGGACAGAAGUGUGUGAAGCCUUCUUCAG
Messenger RNA from Pelobates fuscus (common spadefoot toad), 1552 nucleotides. Its product is annotated as cysteine-rich motor neuron 1 protein-like. The record is from RefSeq and is a predicted model, not a curated record. The transcript has 11 exons. Gene Ontology annotation, cellular component: extracellular region. Gene Ontology annotation, molecular function: serine-type endopeptidase inhibitor activity. NCBI's taxonomy places the organism in Eukaryota, Metazoa, Chordata, Amphibia, Anura, Pelobatidae. The annotation marks the transcript as partial.